AUGGAGCCGGUGACGUGGGAGGACCAACUAGGUGGCGGCGAGGUGGAAACGGUUGGGGGGAUACGCAGCAGUGAAGGAGACACCUCCAGGAGUCGAAGUAAUAGAAGAGAAGCAGCCGAGGGGCAGGGGAACCCCCUCUGGAAUAUCGCCUCCAUGAACAGCGAAAAUAAAAAGUACCUGCUAAAGAGCUACGUGGAGAAGAUCAAGCGGAUCAUCCAGCACAGCGUGAGGCCAAAGUACUAUGACAUCCUCAGCGUCAGUAGCAAUGCGGAUGGAAAAACCAUAAGAAGGAGUUACCUCCAAUUGUCCAAGCUGUUCAGUGUCCACAAGAAGUUGUCCCUGGAACACGAAGAAUGUUAUUACCACAUUCAGAAGGCCUAUAAAAUAUUGACCGACAAAUUUGAAAAAUUUUACUACGAUGUGCUAAAUGGGUACAUUGAUGAAUCCACCAUCGAGGCAUGUAGGAGACAGUUGCAGGUGGAAGCAGACGUCAUAUAUAGAAAUAAAAUGAACGAAGUAGAAAGUAUAUAUUGGGAGAAACUCAAGGAAGAGAAAGAAAAAAACGGACUAAUCAUAGAGAAGGCUUUAUUUGGAAAUUUAACUUUAAAGGAGGAGCAUAUAAACAACUGUCUAAAUAUGGAUGUCAUAACGGAGAAUGAUUUAGAAGGUCCCUUUCUCGACCUUACAGUCAUUUUGCAAUCUCGAAUUGAAAACAGCUCUUUUUUAUUCAAUGAUGAAUUCUCCUUUGCCCAUUUCUGUGAUGUGCCCAAGCCCUUGAUUAAGAUUCCCUGUAGGGAUGGCGUAUCCUACGCCGACAUCUUGCAGAGCACAGAAAUGUACUUAUAUAUAAAGUAUAAAUUUUUAAAUACCCAUCAUGAGCUGAUUGUUGUGGACAGAUCCAGAUUCACUCUACCACAGAGUACCCAUCGAGCUUUCGGAAAUCGAAUUUGUGGCCCCUUCUCUCCAGUCAAUGUGAUUAAAAUGCAGCACUUGUCCAAUUCGCUCGUGGAUAGCAUUUUCCACUUUUUCUCCAAGAAUAAAUGUUACAUCACUCUGUUCACCACUAUUCUUCUCUGCGCGCAGUCGGUGAAGUCGGCGUAG
Plasmodium inui San Antonio 1 is the source of this 1101-nucleotide messenger RNA. RefSeq lists its product as hypothetical. Gene Ontology annotation, biological process: cristae formation. NCBI's taxonomy places the organism in Eukaryota, Apicomplexa, Aconoidasida, Haemosporida, Plasmodiidae. The record is from RefSeq and is a predicted model, not a curated record. The coding region runs from base 1 to 1101 and encodes 366 amino acids. The transcript has a single exon.